AUGAGUGAAGUUGGAGAGAAUGUAUCUCUCUACUUGAACCACUCCAGUGAUUCUGGAGAGAAUGUAUCUCUCUACUUGAACCACACCAGUGAUUCUGGAGAGAAUGUAUCUCUCUACUUGAACCACUCCAGUGGUUCUGGAGAGAAUGUAUCUCUCUACUUGAACCACUCCAGUGGUUCUGGAGAGAAUGUAUCUCUCUACUUGAACCACACCAGUGAUUCUGGAGAGAAUGUAUCUCUCUACUUGAACCACACCAGUGAUUCUGGAGAGAAUGUAUCUCUCUACUUGAACCACACCAGUGAUUCUGAUUGGAAUGUAUCUCUCUACUUGAACCACACCAGUGAUUCUGGAGAGAAUGUAUCUCUCUACUUGAACCACACCAGUGAUUCUGGAGAGAAUGUAUCUCUCUACUUGAACCACACCAGUGAUUCUGGAGAGAAUGUAUAUCUCUACUUGAACCACACCUGUGAUUCUGGAGAGAAUGUAUCUCUCUACUUGAACCACACCAGUGAUUCUGGAGAGAAUGUAUCUCUCUACUUGAACCACACCAGUGAUUCUGGAGAGAAUGUAUAUCUCUACUUGAACCACACCAGUGAUUCUGGAGAGAAUGUAUCUCUCUACUUGAACCACAAAAGUGAUUCUGGAGAGAAUGUAUCUCUCUACUUGAACCACACCAGUGAUUCUGGAGAGAAUGUAUAUCUCUACUUGAACCACACCAGUGAUUCUGGAGAGAAUGUAUCUCUCUACUUGAACCACACCAGUGAUUCUGGAGAGAAUGUAUAUCUCUACUUGAACCACACCAGUGAUUCUGGAGAGAAUGUAUAUCUCUACUUGAACCACACCAGUGAUUCUGGAGAGAAUGUAUCUCUCUACUUGAACCACACCAGUGAUUCUGGAGAGAAUGUAUAUCUCUACUUGAACCACACCAGUGAUUUUGGAGAGAAUGUAUAUCUCUACUUGAACCACACCAGUGAUUCUGGAGAGAAUGUAUAUCUCUACUUGAACCACACCAGUGAUUCUGGAGAGAAUGUAUAUCUCUACUUGAACCACACCAGUGAUUUUGGAGAGAAUGUAUAUCUCUACUUGAACCACACCAGUGAUUUUGGAGAGAAUGUAUAUCUCUACUUGAACCACACCAGUGAUUCUGGAGAGAAUGUAUAUCUCUACUUGAACCACACCAGUGAUUCUGGAGAGAAUGUAUAUCUCUACUUGAACCACACCAGUGAUUUUGGAGAGAAUGUAUAUCUCUACUUGAACCACACCAGUGAUUUUGGAGAGAAUGUAUCUCUCUACUUGAACCACACCAGUGAUUUUGGAGAGAAUGUAUAUCUCUACUUGAACCACACCAGUUAUUCUGGAGAGAAUUUUAUACCCGAUCCCCUUCGGUGA
This is a messenger RNA of Ylistrum balloti, 1389 nucleotides long. RefSeq names its product autotransporter adhesin BpaC-like. The record is from RefSeq and is a predicted model, not a curated record. The transcript is spliced from 2 exons. Bases 1 to 1389 code for a protein of 462 amino acids. NCBI's taxonomy places the organism in Eukaryota, Metazoa, Mollusca, Bivalvia, Pectinida, Pectinidae.